CAUAUAAAAUGAGUCAGUGUUGUGUAUAUCAGAACAAACAAGGAGACACACAGACAUUUCUAUAGUGGAAAUUAGGUUUUUGGUCAAUAUCAGAAAGUCUCAGGAGUCAUGGGGACUUCAUUCGUUGGAUACUUUACUUUCAUCUUCUUUCUUCUUGCUCUGAUGAAGGCCAGGGGCAGUCCUGCAUACAGCUCUAUCUUGUCUUCUGAUCUAACAGACUUAAAGAACAUUUUGGAGCGCUUGGAAGCGCCUGCAGAAGAACCAGUGGCCCCAUCCCAAGAUUUAUUUGCUCAGAAUUUUGAUGUUGCCGAUGCUUCUAACUCUGCUCCUUCCUGGACCGGAGAGGCUGUGAGACCCCAAUCUGAUACAGUAUUCAACAGAGGGUCUUCCUGGGAAACACCUGAUAAACUAUCCCGACUAAAAAGCAAGUUAAGAGAGCUUUUAAAUUCACCAAAAAGUUUAAGAAGGUCCUCAGACUGCUUUGGAGGACGCAUUGACAGAAUUGGAGCCCAGAGUGGCAUGGGUUGCAACAGCCAUAGGUUUUGAAAGAAAGAAAACAAUCAGAAGACUGAAGAGGCCUCUUCUGCAAUGACUAGACUAUCUAAUAAAGAAGAAUUAUUUAUGGCACUAUGCACCAAAUUCACAUUUGCAGAAGUGUUUGGCUAAAAAAAUUAUUUUUCUACAUGUAAAUGUCUUUUACCAGAUCACUCACAUCAUUACAGAGUCCCUAAAUAACCUUGGUAAACUCUCACUUCUGGAUGAACAAGCAUUACAUUACAGCAUAAAAAUGAGUUAUAGCCAGGACCUUGGAGAGUAUGCAAUUUUACUUCCUGUGUUUUGUUGUGUAGAACAAAAUAAAUUAUAUUUAUUACUAAAAUGCUUCAGAAUUUCUCAGGUUUGUGUUCCUUAUGGUACCUCUUUAGUGAUUAAUGUAAUUAGUUAUUUUUUUAACUCUCUUUUGACAUGAUCACCUUAAUAUUAGCUUUCAUUAUAAUAAACUCUGUGGUGUUUCUAAAGCGA
Molecule: messenger RNA, 1020 nt
Organism: Xenopus tropicalis (tropical clawed frog)
Lineage: Eukaryota; Metazoa; Chordata; Amphibia; Anura; Pipidae
Gene: nppa
Product: natriuretic peptide A
Exons: 3
Coding region: 109-546 (145 amino acids)
Cellular component (GO): extracellular region
Molecular function (GO): hormone activity
Source: RefSeq, a predicted model, not a curated record